Molecule: messenger RNA, 2729 nt
Organism: Thalassophryne amazonica
Lineage: Eukaryota; Metazoa; Chordata; Actinopteri; Batrachoidiformes; Batrachoididae
Gene: slc38a6
Product: solute carrier family 38 member 6
Exons: 16
Coding region: 142-1497 (451 amino acids)
Biological process (GO): amino acid transmembrane transport; L-glutamine transport
Molecular function (GO): L-glutamine transmembrane transporter activity
Source: RefSeq, a predicted model, not a curated record
UGCGACGGCACAUGACGUGAUCAACAACACCAGCUGACAGGAGCCUUUAAAGAGAUUUUUUGGAGACGUCGUCCUGACUUCACUCAAACAUUUCAGCGUGUUGUUUGUUGUGUGGCAGUAGAUCGAGCGUGGAGUGAAAAAAUGAGUGUAAAUUCUGUUCAGCAUGAACGCACCGCCGAUAACACGGAAGACAACGAAACGGCUCCAUUAUUAGCACGAGCGGCGGAGACACGAACCAAAGGAGCCUCCUUUAUCUCCUCUGUGUUUAACCUGAUGAAUGCCAUCAUGGGCAGCGGUAUACUGGGUCUAGCAUAUGCUAUGUCUAGCACUGGCAUCAUUGGUUUCUGUAUUCUCUUGGUAAUUGUGUCCAGUCUCGCGGCGUAUUCCAUACAUCUCCUCCUAAAGCUAUGCAACCAAACAGAUAUCAAUUCUUACGAAGAUCUUGGAAGUCGAGCCUUGCAAAAACCAGGAAAGGUUCUGGUUGCACUCGCUAUUCUUAUCCAAAAUAUGGGCGCUAUGUCAUCAUAUUUGUUCAUCUUAAAGUCAGAGCUUCCUGCAGCCAUCAGCAGCUUUGCUGGCUCAGACAGCACAGGAGUGGCAUGGUAUGAAGAUGGCAGGUUGCUUCUGAUUUUAGCCACAGUGUGUAUUGUUUUACCACUGUCACUAUUGCCUAAAAUUGGCUUUCUGGGUUACACGAGCAGCCUCGCCUUCUUCUUCAUGCUGUACUUUGCAAUUGUGGUUGUGAUCAAGAAAUGGUCCAUCCCCUGCCCACUGCAGCACAAUGUGACGACAUUUUCAAGUACCUACCAGAUAUCAAAUUCCUCUGACUCAGAAUGUACACCCAAACUCUUUGUCAUCUCCAGUAAGAGCGUCUACGCCAUCCCCACCAUGGCCUUUUCCUUCCUUUGCCACACGGCUGUCCUGCCGAUUUACUGUGAACUCGACCGGCCGAGUAAGACCAGGAUGCAGAAUGUCACGAAUGUCAGUAUCAGUCUCAGUUUCCUGGUUUAUCUGAUUUCUGCCCUGUUUGGCUACCUGACCUUCUACGCUAAUGUGGACUCUGAGCUGCUGUUAAGCUACGAUGCCUACCUGCCGUGGGACGUCAUGGUGAUAACCGUUCGGCUGGCCAUCCUCUUGUCUGUGCUGUUGACUGUACCUCUCAUCCUCUUCCCCUCCCGUAAGGCUAUGAUCUUGCUGCUGCAGGGAGUGCAACCGUUCUCUUGGACAAUCCACACGAUAGUGACUCUAAUUAUCCUGAGUGUGGUGUUGCUAAUGGCCAUCUUUGUUCCCGAUAUCAAGAAUGUCUUUGGGGUUGUGGGAUCCACCACGUCCACCUGCCUCUUGUUUAUUUUCCCCGGAGUCUUCUACCUCAAGAUUAGCAGUCAGUCAUUCAGAAGCCGUGACUCGAUCGGGGCUGGAUUUUUGGUGGUUUUUGGGUUGAUUGUCGGGGUCUUCAGCCUCACCGUCAUCUUCAUCACAUGGGGACAGAGGGUUUGACCCUCAUCAGCUCUUCUUCCCAUGUCGUGGACACCAGCAGGGAAAAAGGGAAAGUGUGCCAAAGAGACUAAAUGAAUGAAUCAACAGAACAAUCGGAUGCUAAUCUACAUCUCCGCCGAUAAGUGAUUCACAGUAAACAUUUUCUCACCACGAGACUACAUCAUGUACAGUGAUGGAAACUUUCUGGAUAUUCCCAGAUUUCUGGUUUACGAGUAUUUUUGUUUGUUUUUUUACCUGAGCCUGAUAUCAUUUUAAGGAAAAUAGAAACCUGUCCAUCAUGUACAAAUUGUAUUUUGCUUAGAAAUUGUUCGAAAUACAGCAAAAAUGUCACAUUAUUUGCGAAUGAUUCCUACUUUUUGCCAUUUUUUUUUUUUUGUUUUGUUUUUGUUUGGUUUGUUGGACCAAGUGGCGGAUUACCAGACACAAUUCAGCCAAUUCAAGAUCCUUCUUUGGUGACUUCAGGCUUUUAGUUUUUCCCGAUCUCACUCCAAAAAAAGGUUGUGCCAUUUAUUUUCUUUUUUUUAAAUUCCCUUCUGCACUGCAUAUAUGUCAUUUUCUGCAUGUUGUGACUUUUAUAAAAGCCUCAUUUUGAGGCUACAGCAUAUUCCAAACAAGGACCAUGUUUGAUUCUCUUAAAUCCUUUUUACGUGAGUCUGUUUUUAACCAGCGGGAGUGUUAAGGUUUACUGACUCAGAACAAUCUGAGAGCGACACUUGUAAGUUUAUGCUGCAUAAUUAUUUAGAUUUUUGUGUUUAAUGUAACAUAAUGUUACAUUUCUGACAUUUAAUAAAAGCGAGCUUACACUUUUGAAGUAUUAAUAUUUCACUUUGCUCAUUUGGUCAGUGUUGUGAAAAGCACAGCAUGUCUGUCAGGGGCCGCUUUUGAUUGGCAGGCACAGUAUUGAUGUUGGGAGCUGGUCCUCGGCGCUGUGUCGCAGGUUCAGCCGGCUGUAAUGAAAGCCACAUGCUCGGUACGUUUCUAAUCACAAUGCUGUUUAGGUUCAUUCUGCCUUUGGAACCUACAGCCACCCGACUGCUGCUCUUAAUCUAAAGAAUUAGGCAGACGAGGCCCGCCAUUCCUCCAGACAGCAGCGGCUGCUCACGCUUUACGCCCCCUUAAGGACGUUUUCCGGUUCAGAAAGUACUCCCGGGCUCCGAAGGGCGUAUUUUGCCUGUUUUGGUUAAAGGAGUGUUCUCAAGCUCUUUAAGCGGGGGCCACGUGAACAGCCAAAG